Dictyostelium discoideum AX4 is the source of this 966-nucleotide messenger RNA. It is a transcript of the gene coq3, whose product is annotated as 3,4-dihydroxy-5-hexaprenylbenzoate methyltransferase. NCBI's taxonomy places the organism in Eukaryota, Evosea, Eumycetozoa, Dictyosteliales, Dictyosteliaceae. The transcript is spliced from 2 exons. Bases 1 to 966 code for a protein of 321 amino acids. Gene Ontology annotation, molecular function: 3-demethylubiquinol 3-O-methyltransferase activity; 3-demethylubiquinone 3-O-methyltransferase activity; polyprenyldihydroxybenzoate methyltransferase activity. The record is from RefSeq and is a predicted model, not a curated record. Gene Ontology annotation, cellular component: mitochondrial inner membrane; extrinsic component of mitochondrial inner membrane. Gene Ontology annotation, biological process: ubiquinone biosynthetic process.
AUGAUUUAUCAUUUAAUUAGCAAAUCUUGUCAAAGAUUAAAUAAACCAAAUUUAAUAAAUAAUUUAAUAAAAUCACAAAAACAAUCAAUUAUAUAUAGUAGUAGUAGUAGUAGUGGUAGUAGUAAAUUUAUUAGUAAUAAAUAUUUUACAACAACAUCCAAUAGUAAUAAUAAUAGUAAUAAUACCACUACAACAACAACAACAACAUUAAGACAAGAUGAAAUUGAUUUUUUUAAUCAACAAUCUUCAGAUUGGUGGAAUCCAGAAGGAACAAUGAAACCAUUACAUAGAAUGAAUCCAUUUAGAGUUAAAUAUAUUUGUGAUAGAUUAAAGAUUUAUAAUGAAAAAGUUUCAAAAAAUCCAAUUCAUUUACCAUUAGAAGGUUUAAAUGUAAUUGAUGUUGGUUGUGGUGUUGGAUUAUUAACAGAAUCAUUAAGUAGAUUAGGUGCUUCUAAAGUCGUUGGUUUAGAUGCUGCUAAAAAUAAUAUUUUAAUGGCAAUUUCACAUGCAUCAUUCGAUCAAAAAUUAAAUGAAAAUAUUCAAAAUAAAUCUUUAAAUUAUUUAGAAUCAACAAUUGAAAAUUUUUAUAAUAUUGAAAAUGAUCAACAAUUUGAUGCAGUUUGUUCAUUAGAAGUGAUUGAACAUGUUGAUAAUCCAAAACAAUUUAUAGAUUAUUUAAGUAAAAUAGUUAAACCAGGUGGUAGUAUAUUUAUAUCAACAAUUAAUAAAACAUUUUUAUCAUAUAUCUCUGCGAUUUUAGGUGCUGAAUAUAUUUUUAGAAUGGUACCAGUUGGAACACAUCAUUGGGAUCAAUUUAUAAAACCAAAGGAUUUAGAAUCUUAUUUUGAUUCAAAUAAUUGUCAAAUCACUGAUCUUAAAGGUUUAGUUUAUAAUCCAUUAACUUGUGAAUGGGAUUUUACAAAUGAUUUAAAUGUUAAUUAUUUACUUCAUGCAAUUAAAAAAUAA